GUCGUGCUCAGAUCGAUAGUGCAUUCAAUUUCGUAAUUUUUACAUGAAAAUAUCCGUCUAAAGGCUCCGGGAAUCGACGAUGAACCGUGCGCAGGUGGUCAGCCUGCUGGAGGAACUGAAGAAGUCACCGGACAAAACCACCAUCUACCGUAAGUUGGUGCGAAUACGCACGGAGGUCAUUGACACGGAAGCUGGAACGCAGCUCUUCUACGCCCUGGAUGGAAUCCGACUGCUGGUGGCCCUAAUGGCCAAACCGUACGAAAAAGUGCUGGAAGUGGCCCUCAGCAUCCUGGGGAACUGUUGCAUGCGGAAGGAGUGUGCCAAACAGGCAUUCGAGGAAGGGAUCCUGCCACCGCUUAUCUCCAUCAUUGCCAACAUUCCGAAUCCGGCCAUUCAGUGUCGUGGUUAUCGGCUGCUGGGAAACCUGGCGCAAUUUCCGGUAAUCGCGUACGCCAUUGGAAAGGAUUGCAACAACACAACGUACGCCAUAUCGUCGAUUCUGACCGACUCGAACAACACUGCCGUCCUGAUAAUGGCCAUCCGAGCCGUUAGACAACUGUGGAAUGAGAAAACCGUUCGCAAUCUUUUGAUAAGCCAGGGAUGCAUUAAGAAGAUCAUUGACUUGCUUGUUAAAUUUGCUCGCAAUGAAGCCAAGGAAUUGAAUAGCCCGGACAGUCCCACCGAAGAGGAAACCAUGGGAGAAGAAACGGAACGAGUCGUAAUCAAACGGAUGCACGCUCCGGAUCGGACGAUUACGAAGGAAAAGUUUAAAAACAUCGUACGCCACAUGGAGAAUAGUCAUCACUGCGACAUCGUUGGGUACCAGCUGAUCAAGAGCUAUCGCUGGAAGGAUUCUCUAGAUUUCAAGAUGCCGGAGGCAAAGGAAACCAUAGAACUGUUUACCGGGAUUUUAAAAUGUCUGCAAACGAUUACAACUACGACGAGUGCGCAGGUUGCCGAAGAGCUUUACGGCGAGCAGGAUUGUGGAAUCAAAUGUCUGGUGUUCCUGUGCUCUGAGAGCAGCCAGUUCCGGACGUUGGCCCUGAAGAUAGUGUACCAUCUGGCGUCUAAUCCGGAUGCGAUCAAUAAACUCACUGCCUGUGAUGUGAUAACGGUUACAUCGGAUCUGAUUAUGUAUGCCAAUCUAGAUGAUUCCGAGAAGCGUUACUGUACGACUGUGAUAUGUCUGCUGGCGAAGGAAGCUUGCAACCGGGGUCAUAUCCGGCGCAGUGGCGCCCUGCAAGCCCUCAUGAAACUAGCCAAACAGUGUAAAGAAAAGCACGAACUUAGUAUAAUCCUGUACGCACUCUACCAGUAUCGGUUCGAUAAUCUCAGCUACGAAAUUCUCCUGAACAACGGCUUGGUAAGCUUUCUGGUAGGAGUCCUAAACACCAUAAUAGCCGAGAAGGAAGUGAACCACAUCAAACAUGACGACGAGGAAACUAUGAGCACCAGUGUCUACUCGAAGCGAAGGUCCAGCAGCCAGAAGGCCAAAUUGAAACGGAGCGAUGAACUAUUCAACUUUAAAAAAUCGAGCUACUACCGGCAUUCGAAGGUGGCCAAAAUUGAUCCGUACUGUUCGGCACCGGAAUCGCCGGAAAGUGGAAGCAGCGGGUACGCCAGCACCAGCUACAAUGGCGUUCGAAACCCGCCAAGUAACACUUCCAGUCCGGCUAGGACCGACGAUAAUGAUGAUUUUGACGACGACGAUGACGAUAUCUAUUCGCCGGUUUGUAGCGACACGGAAGAAGAUCCUGACACGGUGGUUGCCAAUUCGGAGGAACGUGUUGCUGCGGAAGUGGAAACAAUCGACGAUAACACUGAGGAUGCCAAAGCCGUCGAGUUUGACAUCCUAGCCUAUCUGUACGAUGACAACUCGAACACGAAUCUGAUGUCCGCUACGGACCUGGACCGGGAAGAGGAGGCACCCCUCACCCAGACCGAACAUCGACCUCGGAACCAUUGUAGCUUCGACGACGCAAUUGACGAUAACGAAAUCCAUGACAUCGAGCUGGAGAUUGUCUCGUCGAAGGCGUUCGAGAAGAACCCGAUGCAACCGAUACUGACGCUGCUGUGGUCGAUUUCCAAAUCGCACAAAGGCUUGGAGUUUGUGCACCCGGGAACGCUGUCGACGAUGCUGAAGAUUUGCAAGCUCACGAAGAAGCCCCGGGGACGGGCCUUCCAGACUAUUGCCAACAUUAUAAAGCACGUGGAUCAUUUCUUGCCGCUGCUGAAGCAGGACUUUGUGUUCCGGCUGCACGAUUGCAAGACGCCGUACAGUUCGCACUCCAGGUGUUGGAGCUGUGAUGAGAUGAAGUCCGCUUGCAACGAGCUGAUGUCCCUGUUCGGGAACAUUGGCGAAACCGGCUACGGCCAGGGUGAAAUAGCUCACAUUCUCCGCACCGGCGAACGCACCCUACAGCUGCAGGUCUCCAUCAUCGUGAUGUACGUGGUUCGGGAUACCAAGUUGCUCCACAAGCUCCUGUAUGAUAUGAAAAUUUUGAACACUGUGAUGAACAUUAUCCUUAACGAGAAUGACGACGAAGAGGAGGAACUGUACGAGCAACGGUUGAGCGUGGCUGCCUGUUCCGGGAUCACGACGCUGGCGCAAAACCUGUCCAUCUGCGGUGAGGAAGAGGACACCGGAACGCCCAGCGAAAAGCUGGAAGCCAAAGAGUUUGACAACACCCUGACGAUUUGCAACGAGAGCAACAGCAGCGAGGAGAAGGUUACGUUCAAGGUGAAGAAUGCGAGCGGCGCGAUGGACAGCGUGCGGGUGAGUAAGAGUUUGCUGAUGCAGGGAAGCGACGUCUUUCAGCGCAUGUUUGACGGGGAUCAUUUCAUUGAGUCGAAGAAUAAUGAAGUGUAUCUAAAGGAGAACAUCAGCGUGGACGGGUUGAAGUACUUCUUCUACCUGAUAAGGCUGCAGACGGUUAAUAAGCUAACUGGGAUGGCACCACCUCCGAAGCUGAUCGAAGCCAGCUUGGAUGCGCUUAGUCUUUCGCAGAAAUAUCUGCUUCCCGGCGUGGAGCGGUCGGUGCAGAAUAUCGUUAAAACGUUGCUGAAUGACGAUUGCGUAUUGAAUGUGUUCGAAUGGUCGUUGAGGAACUACAACCAGGAGCUGUUGGAUGCAUCUACUUAUUACUUCUUGUACUCGGACAUAAGUGGAGCAGCUAAGUGCAAGCUGUUCCGAUCGGCGAAUAAGUCCAUUUACAGGAAGGAAUGGCGCCGAUUGAUGAACGAAACUAUCCUAUGUCGAGUGCAGCCGAACGUAGAGUAGUAGCA
Messenger RNA from Ochlerotatus camptorhynchus, 3285 nucleotides. It is a transcript of the gene Rnb, whose product is annotated as R and B. Gene Ontology annotation, molecular function: protein binding. Gene Ontology annotation, biological process: anatomical structure morphogenesis. The record is from RefSeq and is a predicted model, not a curated record. Gene Ontology annotation, cellular component: cytosol. The transcript has 4 exons. The coding region runs from base 80 to 3280 and encodes 1066 amino acids. NCBI's taxonomy places the organism in Eukaryota, Metazoa, Arthropoda, Insecta, Diptera, Culicidae.